Messenger RNA from Micromonas commoda, 1081 nucleotides. RefSeq names its product chromate ion transporter family. NCBI's taxonomy places the organism in Eukaryota, Viridiplantae, Chlorophyta, Mamiellophyceae, Mamiellales, Mamiellaceae. The transcript is spliced from 2 exons. Gene Ontology annotation, biological process: chromate transport. The record is from RefSeq and is a predicted model, not a curated record. The annotation marks the transcript as partial. Gene Ontology annotation, molecular function: chromate transmembrane transporter activity.
GACAUCUUCUGGAGCUUCGUGCUCAUGGGCUGGACCGCGUUCGGCGGCCCGGCUGCGCACAUCGGCAUCUUCGAAAAGGUUUUCGUCGAGGCGAAGCGAUGGAUGUCCCCGACCGUGUUCAACGAGCUGCUCUCCCUGGGGCAGUGCAUGCCCGGUCCGACGUCCACGCAGGUGUCGUUCGCCAUCGGCGUCGUCCAGAAGGGCAUCCCCGGCGGGCUGAUGUCCGGCAUGCUGUUCCAGUACCCCGGGCUGCUCAUGAUGUCGCUCGCGGGUGCCGGCGCGGCUGAGAUCUUGGUCAACCCUGACGCAUGGCUCCGCGGUUUGAGCGCGGGACUCUCCGCGGCGGGUGUGGCGCUCGUGGUGUCCGCCGCGGUGGGUUUAGCUAAGGGCCAGUGCAAGGAUCAGAUCACCUCCGCGCUGUGCCUCAUGUCGGCGACGAUCGCGUAUUACUAUCAGUCCAACUGGAUCUUCCCUCUGCUCAUCGUCGUCGGCGGUUUGACCACGCUGUACACCAAGCGCAACGACGACGUCGCGCUUCCCGACCGCAAGGAGCAGAUCCACCACCUCGGGCUGUCGAAGCUGAGCGGCGGAAUCCUAAUCGUCGCGUGGCUCGUGAUAUGGAUCGCCGUCGCGUCCGUCGUCAACACCAGCGACUACGACGGCAACGAGGAGUUGUACUGGUUCGAGGCUUUCUACCGCACGGGCUCCAUCAUCUUCGGCGGCGGCCAGGUGGUCCUUCCCCUCCUCUUGAAGGACGUCGUGCCCCGCGCGAACUCGUGGAUCACCGAGGAGCAAUUCUUCGCGGGCCUGGGCGUGGUGCAGGCGAUGCCCGGCCCGUUGUUCAACCUCUCCGCGUACAUCGGCGCCCUCGCCGCGAGGCGCGCGGGGAUCAACGUCCUCGCCGGCAUCUUCGCCGCGUGGUUCGGCCUCUUCGGACCGGGCGUGAUGCUCAUCUACGGCGUCCUCCCCUUUUGGGGCGCCUUCCGCAAACAACCCGUGUAUCGGCGAGCGCUGCCGGGCCUAAACUCCUCCGCGGUGGGGUUGGUCGUCGCCGCGGUGUUCCAGAUGUCGUUCAAGGUGA